Molecule: messenger RNA, 892 nt
Organism: Scutellospora calospora
Lineage: Eukaryota; Fungi; Glomeromycota; Glomeromycetes; Diversisporales; Gigasporaceae
Source: the annotation of a GenBank genome assembly
GGACGUAAAUCUAAGUUCGACGCAAAUUCCGAUCCGGGAACAACGUGUAAACCCGGCUAUGUCCGUAUCAAUCACGAAGCGUGACCAACAUCCUUCGACAGAUGUUAAUGUAAGCCGAGAGCAAGUUUUGAGUAAUGUUUCUCUUACCGGACGCGACCAACAACGCUUACCUGUCGAACAGAAUCAACCUAUACUUAAUGAAUCACGUCCUAAUAUCGAUCCUCGUGCCAAUUUAUCACACAGCGGCCAUGCAGUUAGAGCAUCAUUAUCAUUGAAUAAUCACCGAGAUACUACACCUUAUCGACGUCCAACAAACGCCAAUAACAUAGCUGGGCUCGGCCUUGUUCAAACCGCAAGAGUGACAUCAUCGCCUUUACAAGGAGGAACGGCUGGAAUUGUUCCUACAAAUGUUCAUUUAAAUAGUCAUAUGCAACUUUCUCAGAUGACACCACAAAUUACCACAAGACAGCUAUCCGGAAAUACACAAGCUAAUGUUACAUCAGCAAUAAGUGGUGUUGAACUUACUCGGACUUCUUCAAACCCUGGAAUAAUUAUGAACAAUCCAACCCCGGUGCUUACUCGGACGCCAUCAAAUCCCGGAAUGAUGGCGAACAGUGUAACACCAGGACUUUCUAGAACGCCUUCAAAUCCGGGAAUUAUGAUGAAUGGUACGUCACCUAGACUCACUCGAACUCAUUCAAAUUCUGGAAUAAUUAUAAACACUGCAACUCCGGUGAUUGAUCCUAGAAGACUUCAACGAACACCUUCCACGCAAGGGAUCAUGAUGAACAUUACCUCUCCUCUAUCACGAUCAUCAUCUAAUUCAGGAAUGAUUAUAAACAAUUCUGUUUCAUUGAUAGAUCCAAAUAAGAUUAGUAAUGGUGCUGCUUUA